Haliotis rufescens (red abalone) is the source of this 2622-nucleotide messenger RNA. RefSeq lists its product as uncharacterized. Lineage: Eukaryota; Metazoa; Mollusca; Gastropoda; Lepetellida; Haliotidae. The transcript is spliced from 3 exons. The record is from RefSeq and is a predicted model, not a curated record. Bases 31 to 1107 code for a protein of 358 amino acids.
UAUGACGAGGCCCACACCUUACAUUCAGUUAUGGCAUUGUUGCACGUGGCAAGUCUGUUGCUCUGCUAUGACGGUCUCCAAUAUGCAAACGCAGUUGAAGAUACACAUAUUGCAGGCACCAGUGGAAAAGAGUUUUUCUUUGCAUUUUUUGCAAACUAUUACGUUGACCCACAUUCAUAUCUGGAAAACGACAUCUACGUAUCUUCUACAUCAGACUCUCUCUGUACCAUAGAUUAUGACGACGGAAUAAGGAAUCUAAUAUCUAUCAACAUAACUGCCUACUCUGUGACGAGAAAACGACUUCGUGGUACAACCCACCUCCAUGCAAAGAGCGGCAUUGAAAAUAAAGGAAUACGUAUACUGUGUACCAAUCCUGUAUCCAUAUAUGGAUUCAACAGACGUGGAGAUUAUGCUUCAAGUGAUGCCUUUACAGCACUCCCUCUUGUAGCUCUAUCGAAAGAAUACAUCAUCCCUGGGGUCUACAACAAUCCCUACAUUGGAGUCGUGGCCACACAAAACAACACCUUAGUCAAGAUAGAUCUCAUCUCAUCCUGUUCAAUAUUGUUUAAUGGAAGCCUGUACAAAACUGGCAACAUACUUGCAGUUUCCUUAAACAUAAAUGACGCUUUGCAGAUAAUACAUAAAGAAUCAUAUGAAACAUCACUGGAUUGUGAUUUUGGUGGUACAUACAUCCAGUCUACAGCGCCAGUGGCUGUAUUCUCAGGAUCUGUUUUCUAUUAUCCAAACUUUGCGCUAUACACAUAUCUUGUUCUCCAAGUUCCCCCUAUCAGUGCCUACAGUACAACCGUCAUAGUUCCCAGGGUUCCGUCACCAGCUAAUCACACGGUGGUUCGUCUAGUGGGCAGUCAGAAUGAUACGUCUAUGUCAAUAACGUCUGUCAGUCAUACUGAUGUCAAGGUGAUCCAGCACUCACUAAACUGGAGGGAGUUUAAGGACAUUGACAUUUGCUUAUCACGUGUGAUAAACCGAUCAUGGUCGUACAAAAUACGUACUUUUAUCCGAAUGGUGGAUUUUCAAUGUUUGUUCCGGGUCAAAGGUCGUACGAAAAGGAGUUUGUCGUUGAAAGCAUGGACAGUGCUCAAGUGAAGGAUGCUGUACGUGUUCAAUGUCUUCCGAGUAACUGGUUGGUGACUAUGGACCUGAGUAAGCUGCGCCGUCCACCCAGUGACGUCUCCCACAUCUACAUGGCCACUCACGCAUGUACAGGGACGCUGCAAGGGCAUCUGCUUGUAUUCAACGUUUCUUACUACCUCUGUCACACUAAAAUACAGGUGAGUUCCAAUCUUAGUAGGACAAAUAUGUAUUACGCUACUGUUUUUUGUUUUGGCCUAAAAUGACUCGACGACAGAGCUUUUUUGAUUUGACAUUCACGAUUUUUUCAAUGCUGAUACUCUGGUCAUUCUGUAAUUUAACCUCAUGAAAAUUGCAACAGAAUAUUUUACGACUGUUUCCAUUUAAUUGAAUGUAUUUGAGUUUGUAUUAAAAAGUCUACCAAAAUCAACCUUCGGGAAAUUGGUUAAUUCCCGCAUCAAAAAAGAUAAAAACCAACGAGGAGAAUAUGGCACCUACGGGCCGCCGUACAUCAACAAGAGCUCGCAAAGGGAGAUGAAUCGUAAUGAUCCUGCUGGUGCCUUGGAAAAUAUUCAGAAAAAAACAACGAUAACGGAGCCCUAUUAUUUCAUGGUAAGUUGACAAAUACACAUUCAUUUAAAAAUGUAAUUAAUAAUGAUGAAAAUAAUAGCAGUCCAAUAUACUUCUAACACGCCCAUCAACCAUAAAUUGUGUAGCGUCGUCUGCUUUGUAACUACGGCCGCACCGGAAGAGAACAUGUGUGUUAAACACGACCGAUAAUCAUAUUCCUGUCUUUUAUAAAUUCAUCCAACAUUGUUACAAUUAUUAGAAACAUAAUUAUGUGAAAAUUAUAUCGAAAAGUGUAAAAUCAAUAAAAACCUUGGACCCUCCUUGAUAAAAUAAAAAAUGUAUGGAAGCCCAUGAGUGACAUGAUGUAUAAUCAUUUGCGUAAUGCGUACGUAAUUUGCAAUUCAUUAAAUUCAUUACGUUUUACAACCAAUCUUGACAAUAUUGAUAUCGGAACAAGUUACCUAUUUCUAAAACACCCGAUAUUGACAUUUCUCGUCUUGAGUGCAUUUGUUUAACUGUUUAAAGUCACAAAAUUAACUCUUUUAACAAUCUUGUAACUUUUUUUUUUGUCUGGGAAAUUGAUGAGAAACGGAACCAGGAAAAUUCAGCAAAUGCAGAUGUAAUUACUUGAAAUAUAUAGGAAUUUAAACAACUUUACUCUCUUUUGACACGAUGUGGUAAGACAUUUUUCUUCUUUCAGAAUUACGGCUACCAUUCUGGAACGGCAUGAUCUCAGACAACAGCGCCAGUGGAUUCUGUCUCCGUUUCUUGACUUGAAACUAAAUUUGUAGCAGGAGUAGAACAAAUACUGUCCCCAAAGAUUGUUUGGAAUACAGCGAGGCACUUGUGUGUUUAUUCGUCGAAGGCCCGGGUUCGAUUCUCCACAUGGGUGCAAUGCGUGAAACCCAUUUCUGGUGUCCCUCGGGGCAAUCUCAUUAAAAUCAAAUCUUUGUACUCGCC